Messenger RNA from Antechinus flavipes (yellow-footed antechinus), 3786 nucleotides. RefSeq names its product potassium channel regulator (gene KCNRG). The transcript is spliced from 2 exons. NCBI's taxonomy places the organism in Eukaryota, Metazoa, Chordata, Mammalia, Dasyuromorphia, Dasyuridae. Gene Ontology annotation, cellular component: endoplasmic reticulum. The coding region runs from base 1738 to 2568 and encodes 276 amino acids. The record is from RefSeq and is a predicted model, not a curated record. Gene Ontology annotation, biological process: protein homooligomerization; negative regulation of delayed rectifier potassium channel activity. Gene Ontology annotation, molecular function: protein binding.
CUGUCUUUUGUACCUAGCUGACAGAACUAACCUAUAAACCUGUGAAAAACAGAUUAAAAAACAUACUUGCUAAGAAUACAUUCUUUAAACUAGUGAGUGGCUUGGUUGGAUAGCUUCUGGUAGAGAUAUCUUUGUACAGAAGCAUUCCCAUGGAACCAAUAUUCUGUGCAUGUGUAUACUGUUCAAGUUAAGAAAGGGUAAAAGUGAAACAUGAUGGAAUCUUGAAGUAUCAUUUUUCCUCAGUGUUUUUUUAAGCAAGCUUCUCCCUCUCCCAACUUGGUUUUUGUUUAGGCUGUGACAAAAAUGGAAAACACAAUGGAAAAAAAUGUGAUGUAUAACACUUUGUACAAAUUGCACUACAUUAGUAUAAAUUAUUUCACAAUCAUAUAGUAGAGAUUGUGCUUGGAAAGUGAUAUUUUUUUCUAUUGAUAUCUCCAGAAUAAGACAUUUAGAAAAGCUAAACUCAGUUGAUUUUCCUUUAAAAAAAAAAAUCUAGUGAUGGUCCAAUGUUGAAUCUUUUUGUUAACUAAAAUAAUUGGGUUACAUUUUUUGGAUGAGAUAUAGUAAUAUUUUCAGCUUACUUCCCUUCCCCCCUCCCCCACCUUAAUAAUGUUAUCCUUGAGGUAUUCUGCUCUAUUCUUAAUGAUCUCUAAAUAUCAGGGGCCAUAUGGUUUAGAAAUAUACUUGAAAAUAUUAGGGUUUUGAUAUAUUAAUUUUAGAUUAUUUUUAAAAAAUAGCCUUUUUACCUUUGCAAUGACCCACAGUGCUUAUAAAAAGUUGCAGGUUUCUGUAGUUAAAUAUGGGAAAUUGUUUUACUUGUUUCCCUUGGAUCAGAACUCUACAGGUGCAGACGAAAGUAAGAAAUAGCUCUAACAUAUGGUAGGAAGAACUCUCUAACUCUCUCAUUUCUGUGUUCUAAUUGGAUCUAAAAUAUCAAAACAGCUGAACUACUAAGUGAAUCCUUAUACUUAAGGGAAUAGCUUUGUUGUUCUUGAAGGAUUUUUCAAAUCUAAAAUUUUGUGAUUCUGGACAGGAGAGUAAGAGAAGAAAGGGAAGUCAAAUUAAGAAGCUGGUAGAAUUGCAGACUUUUAUUUAGACAUAGCUUAAAGUUUGGAGAAUUAAAAUAUGGAUAAAGUAUUGGCUGCAAUACACCUAAAUAUCAUGUUCUAACACUGUGGCUUUAAUGAGAAGGCAUUGGGGCAUUUUAUACUGAAUGGCUUACAAACAAUUACAUAGACUUCUUACACCUUUAUCUUUAUUAUUCUCCAUUGCAUUUAUGAGAAUAUUUCUUUAUACCCAGAAAUUUGAAUUUAUCUUUUACAAAAGUGGUUUAGAAUUUUAUAUUAGGAUUGUUAAUUCUUUGAAACAAAUCAUUUCCUGAAGUCAUAUUUUUAAUAUUGCAUAUUGCUUUGAAGAUAAUUUUAAAAUAAAGGACAAAGGGUUAUUUCAGGUUGAAAUUUCUUUUCUAAAGUACCUAUCUUGACAGCAUUCCAAAAGUACUCAGCCGUUCCACCUUUCAUUUCCUAUACUGGCAGUUUCCAAGCAACCCGACCCUGCAAACAAAGCUGCUGGAUACAGUAUUUACUUUACUACUGUUACCUGGGAAUCCAAUCUUGUUUCUAUUGCUUUCCCCCCUCUCUCACUUAGAUACAACCAACAUCUCUGAUUAUAGAUUUGUUUUUUAGUUUAGAAAGUCAAGUUCAUGCUUUUCAGCCUGUGGUUGGAAGCGUAAGGAGAAUGAGUGGUCAGGAACUGGUCACUUUGAAUGUGGGAGGAAAGACAUUCACAACACGGCUUUCUACCAUACGACAGUUCCCCAUGUCUCGGCUGGCACGAAUAUUAGAUGGUCGGGACCAAGAAUUCAAGUUGGUAAACGGCCAAAUUUUUGUGGACAGAGAUGGUUUGCUGUUCAGUUAUAUCCUGGAUUUCUUGAGAACUCGAUUGCUUUCCUUACCCACUGACUUUUCAGAUUACCCAAGGCUCCGAAGGGAGGCUAAUUUCUAUGAACUUGAUCCUCUGGUUGAGCUUCUUGACCAAGAACUGCUAAAGCCUAAGCCAGAAAUUUUAGAGGUACGUUUUACAUGUCAGGACACUCGAGCCUUUUUCCGGGUCUUUGGCUCCUGUAGCAGCACAGUUGAGAUGUUAACUGGAAGGAUUACAGUGUUUAUAGAACAGUCCUCUACCCAGAGCUGGAGCAGUAGCUCUUUCCCUACUCAGACGACUUUACUUCCAGUCCCACCACAAAGACCUUCAUACCACGAUCUGGUUUUCCAGUGUGGCUCUGAUAAUUCUACUAGUAACCAGGGCGAAGCCAGGUAUGUUUCUAUAAAGCCUGACAACCGAAAGCUGGCCAAUGGAACUAAUGUACUAGGACUACUUGUGGAUACUUUGCUAAAAGAGGGCUUCCACCUGGUGAGCACUAGGACUGUGUCCUCUGAAGAUAAUGUUGAAUGCUACAGCUUUGAAAGGAUGAAUAGGCCUGAAGAGUUUACCACAAGUGAAAGAGUGACAUCAGAGCUCACCACUGCAGCCCAGCUGUUGCCAAUACAGCCUCAGAAAAAGAAAUGAAGUGCCUCAUCCUCAGAUUAAAAGGAGACAAUUCCUUUUAAACGAACAACGUUUCAAAGGAGGAAAAAAUAUGUGCAUGUAACAUAUAGACACACACACAUAUUUUGGAAGGGGUGCGAGAAUUUCAUGUUUUGGGUGGAGUGUGCUGAUGUGUUAAAUUCUGAAAUAAAAAUGCUACAUUUCUCCUGCAAUCAUUCCACAAGCAGUGAGAGCUGCCUUUGAGCAAGGAUGUGCAGAACAAAGUAUAUUACACUGCUUUAGGAAUCAGAAAUUGAAUAUAUGGAAGGACAAUGAGGUGGGCAGGGGUGGCAGUUACAGUGUUUGUUUUUUUUCUGUUUGGUGUGAGCAUUGUUUUAAAAAUUUGGGUUUUUUUUUGGUUUUUUUUCCACUUUUUCUUCUAAAAAAAUACUGCAGCAAAACCUGGAAUAUUUUUUCAGCUAGAUCUUUAAAGGAUCUUGGAGAUCUAUUUCUGAAAACACUACAAACCCUUCUUUAGAGAUUCUUAAAUACAUAAAAAGGAAAGAUAUUAAUAUGCUCUACAGACAUCAUAGUCAUUAUAAAUCAGUGGGAUGGAUAACAAAACUAGUAUUUCUCUUUUGCCCACUUAAUUUUAUCAGUAGGCUGAUAGUAUUGAGAAAUAGUGAAGAAAGAAGAAGGAAAGGAGUGCUAAAAAUAUGAACAUCACAUUCUACAAAUUAACUAGUAGUUUCCUGAACCCCUUCCCCCCAGGAUUGAGGAUUGGGGAAUUUUUGUUUUCCCUUCAGUCUUAGAGAGUUGAGAGGGCACUAACCAUUUCAUUAUCUCUGCAUUUGUCUUAGAGGAGAUCUUGAAUCAGACCUUUCUCUUUGACGUCUGGAAGACUAGGAAGAUUUUUCUAGAAGUUUCAAUUAAUUACAACAAAAGUGGUCAAACGAGAGUUUGGAAAAGGUGUCUUGGGCAUUUAGUUCUAUCAUUUUCAAGGUACUUUCUCUGCAAGUAGCAGCCUUUACAGUCAUCCUCAGUUUUUUACAUAUAUGUGUCCAUGAAUUUUCUUAUAAAUGUGUAUCUGGCUUCCCUUCGUAAGUGGAGUAAGUUUUAAGGCUAAUUCCCCCAUAUGAAAUAAUCAUCUAACUUAAGAUUUCCCACUUUGGUGAAUAAUGAUUUGCAUACUUGCCUUUGAUAGAAUGACAAAUGUAUAAUUUUGUACACUCAAUAAAUUCCAUUUUUGUUUUCAAAGAA